Messenger RNA from Penicillium roqueforti, 1344 nucleotides. RefSeq lists its product as uncharacterized. The coding region runs from base 1 to 1344 and encodes 447 amino acids. The record is from RefSeq and is a predicted model, not a curated record. The transcript has 3 exons. Lineage: Eukaryota; Fungi; Ascomycota; Eurotiomycetes; Eurotiales; Aspergillaceae.
AUGAUGAAGAACUUCAUCACCAUCGCUGCCUUCGCUGCCAGCACCAACGCCCUCGUUAGCCGUAGCGACAGCUGCUGCUUUCACCUCACCUCUUCCGGUGGUGCCUCCGGCGAACUUGGCCAGCUAAGCGAUGGUCAGAACCGCAUUGGAGACAGCAGCCUGUCGCCCGCUCAAUACUGCAUCGAUUCUACAGGUGCUAUCACUGACUCAAACGGCCGUGGCUGCAUUCUCACCCCCCCUACUACUCAGUUCCAGUGUGAUGAGGGUGCUUCCCCCACUCCUGGCUUCUCUCUUAGCUCCCAGGGUGAGCUCGAGUACAACGGUAGCAAGGACUUUGUUGCCUGUGCCACGGGCCAAAACGGUGGUCUGAACGUCUACACUGCCCCCAACAAGUCCGAUGUCACCGGUUGCGUGAACGUGGAGUUGACUGCCGACUCAUGUUCAAACUCGGGCUCUGGUUCUGGCAGCUCGUCGUCAUCUGCUAGCGCUGCUCCCUCUUCUGUCGGAUCUUCCAGCGCUCCUUCAACCUUCUCUUCUGUCUCGUCCAGUCCAGGUUCUGGCUCUGGCUCUGGCUCUGGCUCUGGCUCUGGCUCUGGCUCUGGCUCUGGCUCUGGCUCUGGCUCUGGCUCUGGCUCUACCGCCCCUGCUCCCACGGCCACGGGCUCUGGCUCCGGCUCUACCGCCCCUGCUCCCACGGCCACGGGCUCUGGCUCCGGCUCUACCGCAUCUGUUCCCACGGGCUCUGUUCCUUCUCCAUCUAGUGCUGGUGGAGGCUCACAGCCCAGCGAUUCUAACAGUGGAUCUGUCCCCACCAGUUCCGCAUCUUCUACUACAGCGACUGGAUCCUCUAGCAGCUCUUGCCCCACUACUCUUACUACUGGCAGCUACGAAUACCCCCACCUGAUUGUCCCUGUUGACUCCUCCUCGCCUGACACUGCGCCUGGUACUUCCUACAAUGGUACCGUGAGCUCCACCAUUUCGAGCGCGUUCAACUUCGACAUUCCCUCGUCCGACUCCGGUAAAACUUGCAGCCUGGUAUUCCUUUUCCCCGAGCUCCAGGACCUCGAGACUUCGUCCUAUAGCUUUAGCGGUGAUGGAAAGAUCGACUUCGCUAAGCUCUCUUCCGCUGUCGACGAGUCUACUACCUUUAACAACCUGCCUUCUGUGUCCCAGGACCUCGGCGACAUAACCGUUUCCCCCGGUAACUCAUACGUCAUCUCUACCUUCGCUUGUCCUGGCGGCCAGACUGUCGCCUUCGAGAUGAAGAACUCUGGAAGCACCUACCUUAACUUCUUCGAAGACUACAACCCCUCUCCUCUCGGUCUUUACAUCACCACCUGCUAG